AUCUCGAAGUUGUAGAUUCAUUUUAAUAAAUGUUCAUAGCUUUUAUUUGCUCAGCCCUAUCUGGUUCUUGUAUUUGUCUCCCAGUUGUUUUUGUUUUCUAUCCUUCUAUACAGCCAGAUAUAUACAGUAGUUCUGCAAACAGCUCAGCAGCUCAACUGCAGAGUUCAGCUCAGGUGAAGGUUGUAAAUAGGAAGGUCGGGCACGUACUGUAUCCACUGCAUCUGUCCCGUGCAGUCUUAUCCUAUCCAAUCCAUCCAAUCCAUUCCCAUCGAGAAUUUACCGACUCGAAGCGAACAAACGAACGGACCGCUUCAACCUUCUUCUGCCUAAACUGAAGAGGGUACCUUCGACGCCGGCACCCGCAAGAUCACGACAUCACCGCAUACGAGAGUUGAGAAGGAGAGGACUCGAGACGGAACGACACAAGACGAGGCGAGACGAGACGAGACGAACCUACGAACCGAUGAAAUAACUCUGUUUAAUGGAACUCGAGGU
This is a messenger RNA of Fusarium redolens, 495 nucleotides long. RefSeq lists its product as uncharacterized. The record is from RefSeq and is a predicted model, not a curated record. The annotation marks the transcript as partial. Lineage: Eukaryota; Fungi; Ascomycota; Sordariomycetes; Hypocreales; Nectriaceae. The transcript has a single exon.